AGGCACAGAGGCUUUUUGUCGCCAGAGAAAUCACAGGUGUUUUUUCAGAGAGAGCAGCAGGAGGCAUUGCAAGCAGAUCUUUGAUGCUGCGGAUCAGAGAUGGACCCUGGUGAAAACUGGAAGCUGGAUGAAACAAACUGGUUGUCUCAUGGUGGGAUCCACCCCUUUUCCAAUGUGAAAGGAGGCUCCACAUCUGUUUGUUACAAGCCUACCAGCCCAGUCCAGGUACUGGAAGACUCUGGCUUUCUCUACCAGGAUCAGUUGUUUGCUGGCAGGCAUGAAGUGUCCCCGCUAACGGCUGAAGUGAUCAGUGCCAAAGAAAAAGCUGCCGAGGAGACGCUCUGCACCCUGCACCCGCCCAGCUUCCGCCGUGUGCCAGAGGCGGAGAUGCGAGGGGCGGAGGAGGUGGCAGCCGGCACCGUCCUGCAGCGCCUGAUCCAGGAGCGGCUGAGGUAUGGCAACCCCAGCGAGAACAUGAACCUGCUGGCCAUCCAGCACCAGGCGACGGGCAGCGCCGGCCCCUCCAACAGCACUGCCAGCACUCUCUCUUCCGCAGAAAACCUUGCUCCCGAAGACCUGCCAAUGGUCCAGCCGUCAGGGCGGCAGGAACCACAGGGGCAGGAGCACCAGGGGGACGGUGCUGCCAUGGAGAAGCAGCCUCGGGCCCCGCAGCCCCCGCACAGCACCGAGGAGCUCCCCACCUACGAGGAGGCCAAGGCUCAAUCCCAGUUUUUCCGUGGCCAGCCCGCACCACCAGCCACCGCCGCCACACCGGGUUUUUAUGGCUCCUCCAGCCAAAAGUCCAGGACGGAGGGGAGGCCUACGGUGAACCGGGCCAACAGCGGGCAGGCGCAUAAGGAUGAGGCGCUGAAGGAGCUGAAGCAGGGCCACGUCCGCUCGCUGAGCGAGAGGAUCAUGCAGCUCUCUCUGGAGAGGAACGGGGCCAAGCAGCACCCCCCAGCCCCAGGAGGUGGGAAGGGUUUCAAGGCAGCCCCACAACCCAGCAAGGCCGCGGACCCACGGGGCCCGCCUCCCGAGUACCCUUACAAAGGCAAGGCAGCAGCCCCAGGCAGCAAGGCGCAGGAGCAUGGGCUCUUCUACGGUGAGCAAUCGUCACAAGAUGUCCUCAAGGCCGCCUACGCCGCCCCCCAGCCCGCCCGGGCAGAGAUGGCCCUCGUGCGCUACCAGCCGCCCCCAGAGUACGGGCUCAGCAGCCGACAAUGCCCGCCACCCUUCCCGCCGCCGCCGGCCCAGCAGCACAGCCCCAUGUCCUCGCAGGCCACCGCUGGCCCUCUGCUCCCAGGCUCCUUGCCCCCGCUGCCGGCCCCCGUGGCUGCCCAGACCCCGACACUGCCGGGCCAGCAGCUGACACCCGACGCCUUUGCCAUCGUGGAGCGGGCGCAGCAGAUGGUGGAGAUGCUCUCCGAGGAGAACCACGUGCUGCGGCAGGAGCUGGAGGGCUACUACGAGAAGGCAGACAAGCUGCAGAAGUUUGAGAUUGAGAUUCAGAGGAUUUCAGAAGCUUAUGAAGGUUUGGUGAAGACCACCACUAAGAGGGAGUCCCUGGACAAAGCGAUGAGAAACAAACUUGAAGGAGAAAUUAGGAGACUUCAUGACUUCAACAGGGAUCUCCGUGAACGACUGGAGACAGCCAAUAGGCAGCUGGCCAGCCGAGACUUCGAUGGGCACGAGGAUAAGGCAACAGAGGGCCUUUAUGCCACUCAGAACAAAGAGAACUUGAAGGAGAAGGAAAAGUUGGAGAUGGAGCUGGCAGCUUUGCGUUCAGCCAAUGAGGACCAGCGGAGGCACAUUGAAAUCCUUGACCAGGCCCUAAACAAUGCACAAGCCAAGGUUAUCAAGCUGGAAGAGGAGCUGCGCAGGAAGCAGGCCUACGUGGAGAAGGUGGAGAAGCUGCAGCAGGCGCUGACACAGCUGCAGGCAGCCUGUGAGAAGAGGGAGCAGAUGGAGCGGCGGCUGCGCACACGCCUGGAGAGAGAGCUGGACUCGCUGAGGAUGCAGCAGAGGCAGGGCAGCUACCAGGCAAGCAGCCUUCCAGAGCAUAAUGCCCCGGCCCUGAUGGAGCUGGUGCGGGAGAAGGAGGAGAGGAUCCUGGCCUUGGAAGCUGACAUGACCAAGUGGGAGCAGAAGUACCUGGAGGAGAGUACGAUCCGGCACUUUGCCAUGAACGCUGCAGCCACAGCUGCCACAGAGAGGGAUGCCUCGGCCCCGAGCCACUCGCACAACAGCAGCUACGGCGAGGCGGCGCUGGAGGUGCGGGGCUGGCAGGAGGAGGAGGAGAUCGUGCAAGCCAACCGCCGCUGCCAGGACAUGGAGUACACAAUAAAAAAUCUCCACGCCAAAAUAAUUGAGAAGGAUGCCAUGAUCAAGGUCCUUCAGCAGCGGUCGCGGAAGGACCCUGGAAAAGCUGACAGCGCCAGCCUGCGGCCGGCUCGCUCCGUGCCCUCCAUCGCCGCCGCUGCUGGCGCGCACUCGCGCCAGACCUCGCUCACCAGCAACCAGAUAGCUGAGGAGAGGAAGGAGGAAAAGCUCUGGAAGGGAAGCAUAGGGCUGCUCUUGGGAAAGGAGCACCACGACCACCCAUCAGGCCCCUCUCUGCCUCCUCCUCUGCCCUCCUUGUCCUGCAUGCCCGUCCCAGUGCCAGCAGCCCACGCCAAGACGGGCAGCAAGGACAGCAGCACCCAGACGGACAAAACCACAGAGCUCUUCUGGCCCGCCACCGCCUCCUUCCCCGGCCGGGGACGCCUGGGUGCCACCUCUUCACACAGCCCAGCCCCACGGCCCCUGGGGACACGAGUGGCCGGCGAGAAACUGGAGAACUCCAGCCACGGGAAGCUGCCUGACAGCAAAGGCAGAGUGAGCAGCCUGCUCCACAAGCCUGAGUUUCCAGAUACAGACAUGAUGGAAGUCCUCAUCUGAGCAGAGGACAGCAUCUCUGCGGUUUUGUGUGUGUACAGCCAGGCCCAAGAUGGUCCUCGGUGUGCCAACCUUGAAAACUAACCCUGAGAGUCUGAAAAAAGACAAAGUUUAUUCCCAAAUUGAAGCUAGAGUCUGACACGUUGAGACUUUUCACCAGGCGAGAAGUCAAGAGCACUGAAGAGGAGUGAUGAAAUGAACGUCUGACAUUUUCUGAACAGAAAGGGUCAUUGAAAAUGGAAAGUGGUGUGAGAAAGGGAGUGUUGAGGAAAAAGGAAGCUGUUUUCUGGCAUAAAGAGAAAGUAGUGAAGUUACAGACUGGUUGCACGCUGCUGCUCUGUUUUCCUGCCUCAGCAACCAGGACAGGGAGUGAAAUCCUGUCUCUUUGGAGGCCAGAGAAAGUUUCUGAAUAAUCCAGGAAAAACUUGCAUCUUCCUCCAUAUCAAUGCAUUUCUGAAACAUUUCAGUCUCAAAAAAUUCACUUCUUAAUUUUUGUGAAUAAUUGGUCUGUAGAUGUACAUGGCAGGUUCUUGUAAGUAUUUGUUUGAAGUGGCAUUGGCGUGGCUUUCCUGGGCAGGCAGGUCAGGUGCCUCUUUCCUGGCCGGACAAGUGUUUCUCUUGGAGCCAAAUUUACAGUACAAAUAUUCAUGUCUUGCAACCUCAGAGCUUGCUGAGACUUCUUUUUUUGAUAGGAGCAGUUGUUGGCUGGAAUUCUCCUGGUGGAUGAAUGCAGAAGGGGGAGGGGGGACCCUGCUGAAGCAAACCCUGUUGUAACCAUAGGAAAGUUUCAGGAGGGAAAGUUGGGGGAGGAUCCCAGCAGCUCCCUAAAGGGCUGUGAGUUACAGAGUUCCUUCAGAGGGGAGCUGCAUGGGUUUGUUUUUAGAGGAGUUAAGCUGGGUUGCCAUGUGAGAUCAGAAGAUACCUCUUUCUGGGCACUGGUUCAUCGUGUUUGAAGAGCCAGUGU
This is a messenger RNA of Melozone crissalis (California towhee), 3898 nucleotides long. RefSeq names its product angiomotin like 1 (gene AMOTL1). The record is from RefSeq and is a predicted model, not a curated record. Gene Ontology annotation, biological process: hippo signaling; establishment of cell polarity involved in ameboidal cell migration; regulation of cell migration. The transcript has 14 exons. Gene Ontology annotation, cellular component: plasma membrane; cytoplasmic vesicle; bicellular tight junction. Bases 100 to 2937 code for a protein of 945 amino acids. NCBI's taxonomy places the organism in Eukaryota, Metazoa, Chordata, Aves, Passeriformes, Passerellidae.